AUGUUCAAGAUCCGUCAAUCCAAGUAUCGUCACAUCUUUUGUGAUCAACCAAAGACCGAGCUAUGUUACACUGGUUUCCGUGUUGCCACAACCACCGGUGAAACACAAUAUAUUAAGGCUUCGACAAAAUAUUGGGCGGUAGCUAUGUUUGGAGGUGGUGGUCCUCUGGUGGUCGGGCGUCAUGACCGUCCUGGACGCUUCGAAGAUGGAACCAGUCCAAUCUUGAAGGGCCACCAUGGAUCUGUGUUAGAUAUGGAAUGGAGCCCGUUUGAUGAUUCUCUUCUCGCAACUGGUAGCGAAGAUAGUACCAUCAAGCUUUGGAGUAUCCCUGACGACUGGGAGCCUACAGAUGAAAGAGGUCUAGGAAAGGAAGGCAGUCAUAUCUCGGAGUCCAUGAUCGACUUGGAAGGGCACGACAAAAGAGUAACACUCAUGAGAUUCCACCCAACUGCUUCCAAUACUAUGCUGAGUACAAGUGCCGAUCACACUGUCAAGGUUUGGGACGUCGAAGCAGGAGAAGCCAUCACAUCGUUGGAUGGCGAAAUUUCUGACCUUUCCCAAGACAUUGUUUGGGAUGUUAGAGGAGACAAAUACGUCCUCUCCAAUAAGGACAAGGCCAUUCGAUUUGUUGAUCCACGAACUGGAGCUGUGAUAUCCAAGCUUGAAAAGGCGCAUGAGGGUUCCAAGAGUGUCAAGUUAAGUUUUUUGGGAGAGUCCGGGAAACUGUUGUCGACUGGUUCCACAAAACAAUCUGGCCGUGAAUUGAAAAUUUGGGAUCUGAAGAAGAUGGACAAACCGCUUCACUCUGAAACAAUCGAUACUGCUUCGGGUGCAUUGAUGCCAUUGUACGACCAGGAUACCUCCGUUCUCUAUCUUUGUGGAAAGGGAGACGGAAUCAUCCGUCUUUAUGAAUUCGAGAACAAGGAACCAUACCUGCACAAAUUGAAUGACGGGUUCCGUUCGACAACCCCAGGAAAGGGAUACUGUACCGUUCCAAAGCGUGGUUUGAACAUUAUGAAUUGCGAAACUACUCGUAUCAUGAAGCUUACGAACACGGACGGUAUUCAUCCUCUUCACUUCACUGUUCCACGAAAAUCUGAUGCAUUCCAAGAUGAUAUCUUCCCUCCCACAGCAGCUCCAACUCCUGCGCACUCGUGCGAACAAUGGUUCAAGGGAUCUUCGAAACUUCCCAAGACCAUGAAAUUGGAUCCAAACUCGAUGUCCGGUGGGGGAAGUAAAGGCCCAGCUGCAGGCAAGAGAGUGUCCAUUAGGUCUCUUCCUACGCUAUCCAAAGAAGUCGAUGCUCUUAAGAAGCAUGUUGCAUAUUUGGAGGGCAAGCUCAAGGCAGCCAAAAUUUCCUACGAUCCCAUGAAGUAA
Molecule: messenger RNA, 1377 nt
Organism: Cylindrotheca closterium
Lineage: Eukaryota; Bacillariophyta; Bacillariophyceae; Bacillariales; Bacillariaceae
Source: the annotation of a GenBank genome assembly